Molecule: messenger RNA, 3149 nt
Organism: Nematostella vectensis (starlet sea anemone)
Lineage: Eukaryota; Metazoa; Cnidaria; Anthozoa; Actiniaria; Edwardsiidae
Product: importin subunit beta-1
Exons: 26
Coding region: 122-2749 (875 amino acids)
Biological process (GO): protein import into nucleus
Cellular component (GO): nucleus; cytoplasm
Molecular function (GO): nuclear import signal receptor activity; small GTPase binding
Source: RefSeq, a predicted model, not a curated record
UGACGACGGCGCGAAACACCUCGGGUCUCUUCCAUUUCAAAAUUUCAACUAGACCUCCGUGUGCUACCGGCUGACGAGCAAGUUUGUGGUCGACUUUAUCUGGGCCUUUACACCCAGAAACAUGGAUCUGACUAAGGUUCUCGAAGCUACUGUCUCUCCAGAUUUAGCUGAGCUUCAAGCCGCCCAGAAGUAUCUAGAAGAGGCUGCUCAGGUGAACUUGCCACAGUUCCUAUUAGUUCUGGUAAAUGAGCUUGCCGAUGGAAGUAAAUCGCAAGUCGCUCGCAUGGCUGCCGGCCUGCAGUUGAAAAAUCAACUGACCUCAAAAGAUGACAUCGUUCGCGCUCAAUACCAGCAGAGAUGGCUGGGUUUGGACAAGGAAGUGCGAGACCACGUUAAAAAGAUGUCUCUGGCCACACUCGGUAACGAGACGGCCCGGCCGGCGAUUGCCCCUCAGUGCAUCGCUGCUAUUGCCUGUGCUGAGAUUCCUACAACUCAAGACCUUGAGAUCAUUGACAAGUUGGUAGCCAAUGAAGACACUGGUAGCCCUGAACUUCUACGUGAACAAACCCUUGAAGCCAUUGGUUAUAUUUGCCAGGACAUUGAGCCAGAGCACCUGGUUUCCCAUGCUAACAAAAUCCUAACUGUCAUUAUUCAAGGGAUGCGCAAAGAAGAACCAAGUAAUCACAUUCGGCUUGCUGCAACAACUGCUCUUUUAAACUCUCUAGAAUUUACAAAGCAAAAUUUUGAAAAAGCGGCCGAGCGUGAUUUUAUAAUGCAAGUUGUUUGCGAGUCCACUCAAUCCUCCCAAACCACGAUCAAAGUUGCAGCCUUGCAAUGUCUUGUGAAAAUAAUGUCUCUCUACUAUCAACAUAUGGAGGAGUACAUGAGACUUGCUCUCUUCGGGAUUACUGUGGAAGCGAUAAAGUCUGACACAGAUGAAGUUGCCUUACAAGGAAUCGAGUUCUGGUCAACAGUUUGUGAUGAGGAGAUGGACUUAGCUAUUGAAAUGGCUGAGGCACAAGAGGCUGGGCGACCUCCCGAGAACACCAGCCGUUUCUAUGCCAAGGGAGCACUCGCAUUUCUCAUACCACCCAUCACAAACUGCCUUAUCAAUCAGGAAGAGUAUGAUGAUGAUGAUGAUUGGAAUCCAUGCAAGGCGGCAGGCGUUUGCCUGAUGCUACUUGCCCAGUGCUGCGAGGAUGCCAUUGUCCAGCCAGUCCUAGAGUUUGUCAAUGUGAAUUUUGCAAGCCCAAGCUGGAAAAAUAAAGAUGCAGCCAUCAUGGCCUUUGGUGCAAUUUUGGAAGGCCCUGAUCCCAAGACUCUUCAGCCAUUUGUAGAGAAUGCUCUUCCAGUCAUUGCACAACAAAUGAAAGAUGAAAGCGUGGUAGUCCGUGAUUCAGCAGCCUGGGUUUUAGGUCGAGUAUGUGAGAUAAUGCCACAUAUAGCAAUCAAUGAGAAAUACCUUGUCUUGGUCGUGACCACACUUUUGGAGAGUUUGAUUGCUGAACCCAGAGUUGCAUCUAAUGUGUGUUGGGCGUUCAGUUCACUCAGUGAAGCUGCGUAUGAAGCCGCGACUGACCAAAACUCUGAAGAGGAGCCCCAGACCUACUGCCUUUCUCAGUUCUUCAAUACCAUUAUAGAGAAGCUUCUGGAGGUCACUGUUAGACCUGAUGCUGGUCAAUGUAACCUUAGAAGUGCGGCCUAUGAAGCAGUCAUGGAGAUGAUUAAAAACAGUCCAAAGGAUUGUUAUGGUGUUGUGCAAAAGACAACUCUAGACGUUAUGCAGAGGCUGCAACAUGUGCUCCAGUUAGAGAGACAAGUCCCAUCGAAUGAACGAGCACAGUACAAUGACCUACAGUCCCUCCUAUGUGCCACUCUGCAGAGCGUCUUGAGGAAAAUCAAUCCCCCAGAUGCUGUUCAGAUUGCGGAAAGUGUCAUGACAGCACUACUUCAAAUGUUUGGUGCCUCUGCGCAGGGUGGUACAAGUGGUGUCCAAGAGGAUGCUUUGAUGGCCGUAGGGACUUUAGUGGAAGUUAUUGGAAUCAACUUUAUGCAGUACAUGGAAUCAUUUAUGCCCUUCCUAGAAGUGGGUCUCAAAAACAAGUCAGAAUACCAGGUUUGCACUGCUGCUGUUGGAUUGGUUGGUGAUAUUGCACGUGGACUAGGAGUCAGCAUCACUCAGUACUCUGAUCGGAUCAUGCAAAUUUUAAUGGAGAACUGCCAUGAUGAAACUGUCCACCGCUCAGUUAAGCCCCACAUCCUGUCUGUAUUUGGAGAUAUAGCACUUGCCACUGGUCCUCACUUUAAAAAGUACUUGGAUGUGGUCAUUGCAACUUUGACACAAGCCACACAAGUCCAGGUUGUCAAGACUGAUUAUGACAUGAUCGACUAUCUGAAUGAGCUGAGAGAAUCUUGUCUAGAGGCAUACACUGGAAUCAUCCAAGGAUUAAAGGGUGAUGCUGAGAAACCUAACCCAGCCGAGGUGGAGGUGAUCAAGCCACAUAUCCAACACAUUAUUGGGUUCUUAGAACUGAUAGCAGAAGAUCAAGACCACUCCGAGGGGAAUGUUACCUGCGCUAGCGGAUUGAUAGGGGAUAUUUGCGAGGCUUUUGGGACAGAGGUUCACCCGAUGCUUGACAAACCAAGCAUACAAGACCUGCUACAAGAGGGUAGACGAUCCAAGAACCACAAGACAAAGCAAGUCGCAAACUGGGCCUCCAGGAAAUUGCGCACCCUCAAGCAGCUUUAAUCGACUUGACUGUUGAGAGAGCGAGAUGAGAGAGCGAGCGAGUGAGCUUGUGGGAACGCUGUGUGGGUGAGGUACUCGGCCCAAGAGUAGCCCGCCGAAACGCAUGGCUUGGCUACCCUGCAACCCACUUGAUGUGCGCAUGCGUGAGCGAAAAAAAUGCGAAUGACAUUGCACCCGCGGGUGCCACUCGACGUUUUACCGACAGACAAUGGAGAAAAAUAUUAGAUCCGUGCCCCAGGGUUCGGCUAAUUGAAUUCAAUGAUGACAUAAUGCACUGCUGCGUAGAACUUCAAUGACAAAGGACAUCUGCACCAGUCGAAAAUUGGACUAGAAUGCUAGAAAUAUCAGUUGUCUUUUGUCAAGCGGUCAUUUGACGUUUAAUUAAAAACAAAUAGUUGCC